CACACGACUUUUCUUUGUUUACAUUUUAGUGUUAGUCGAUAUGUGGAAUCGAUUGUAGAGAUAUCAAAUAAAAUCUUUUAACGCGAAUUUUACGUAAUAAGACAAACAUUUUGAGUCGCGAUAUAUUUUUUUUAUUAAUAAAGGAGUACUAAAUUUUAAAUAAAUAGUGAAUUUUAUGUGAUUGCAGGGCAGGUUAUACGAUUAAAAUAUGUCGAAUUUUCAAUAAAUAUUUCCUGCAACAAAAGCGAAACGGAAAUUGUAAAUUAAAUAUGGUAAAUAAAUAGCGACAAAUAGUUACAUACAAAAUUAUAGAGCGAGAAUUCUAAUAUACUGUAAAUUGAUUACAUAUUUAAUUGAGACUUAUGCAAACACAUAAGCAAAUAAUUUUAUGUACCUUUAUAAGAAGUAACCAAAGGAGGAUAUGAUAAUAAUUUAUGUAUUUUGCAUCUGUUUCCAAUACAUUGAUGCUGCUGAAUAUGUCUUGUCAGUCCCGCACUCGAUGUCAAAGAUAAAUGCAGAUCAGAUAGUGAUUGGAUACAAAAAUGCACAGAAGGAACAGGCCCGUUCCAUAAAGGAAAAAGAAAAAAGUUUAAUAAGUUUCCUUGAUGAGUAUCUGAGGCCAAUGGAAAUUAUUAAACAAAAGUUUCCUGAUCACAAGUUCGAAAUUCAACUUGAGAUAGAGAGGGAUGACCCGGCGGCGGCAGCCAAACAGAUAACACGCAGAAUGAUGGGAAAGCCUGUACAUAAAAUAGAUCACUCACAACUUCCCGUGGUAAACCAUGCAUUAUCACCACAAGUCGCACAUCCACACCCACAUGCUGCACCACCGGUGCCGCUGCAACCACAGGUGGCGGUACAAGCACAAGUAGCUCCACAACCUCAAUCAGUACAGCAACCACAAGUUGCGCCACAACCACAAGUUUCACAACCACAAAUUUUACCACUGCCGCAAGCUGCACCACAAUAUCAACCUCCAUCUCUUCAGCCGUCACCGUCCCCCACACACCAACACACAUCGCCCACGAUACAAUAUUACCAACCACCACAACACAACCAACACCCACAAAACAAUGAAAAAACACCAAUUUACGUCGACGACCUUCAGAGGGUGGUGGAGAAUAUCAUGCAUAAAAUGAAUAAUAUACCCUCUUACGGAUAUAACCACAAAGCACCACCGUAUCGAUUUCGUCACGGUUCAGCGAAAAGAUCACAAAUAAACUUAAAACCAAUUAUUGAUCUAUUGGGAAAAGGUGUGAAAAUUCAACAUAAUGUCCCACAGCCGUCUGACAGUAACAUGAACUGGAUUAAAAUUAAAGUACCGAAAGCAAAAUUAGAAAAGGACUAAUUAUAAUUGUUCGAAGGAAUUGUCUAAUAAUCAAAUAGGUCUCACAUAAAGUACAAAAUUUCAUCUUAACAAUGAACACUUUUGUAAAGAAAUAAAAUCUUUUUUCCUGUUGAAGUGCCUACUCUUAUUAUACUUGUUACUCUGUACGUGCAACAUACAGCUAACUAAUAAUUUGCCAAGUAGACAAAUUUUUGUUUUGAUAACUAAUUGAAGUAGGUACCUCAUUGUAAUUUUUAAAAUGUCAUAUUUUUAAUAAAAAUACAAGUUUUGUUCAGUUUCAAUUGAAUAGAAUAUAA
This is a messenger RNA of Plodia interpunctella (Indianmeal moth), 1641 nucleotides long. Its product is annotated as activating signal cointegrator 1 complex subunit 2 homolog. Bases 422 to 1345 code for a protein of 307 amino acids. The record is from RefSeq and is a predicted model, not a curated record. NCBI's taxonomy places the organism in Eukaryota, Metazoa, Arthropoda, Insecta, Lepidoptera, Pyralidae. The transcript is spliced from 8 exons.